AUGGCUUUCUAUGGCUUGGACAAACAAGCCGCACGUCCCCCCGAGCCACAUCUCACCCUCGAGAUCGUGGCUGCACACGAGAUCACCGAGGACAUGAUCAAAGAAGCGGCCGCGUUGUUCUCGUCUUCAUACGGCAUUUGGGGCCCGCACGCAGAAGAAAAGAUGGGACCGUUUGCGAAGCAUGGCCGCCGUGUUCGUAUGAGCGUCGACCGCCUGCGGCAACAGUGCUUGCCCGAUGGUGCAGAGAACUUCUUCGUUAGAGCAAUGGCCGGCAGCAGUCUGGUCGGCCAUGUUUUUGCCACAUUCUGGAACUUCGAGGACCGUCAAGUCUGUUGGGUCACUCAGUUGUGCGUGGACCAGCAACACAGGCGUCGCCGGCUGGCUACAAGGCUUCUGCUCAAGCUUCGAGAAGAUAGACCGAACUGUACUUUCGGUAUUCUGAGUUCACAUCCUGCCGCAAUCCUUGCGGCGUUGAGAAGUUUCGGACGCGGGCUCGAACGGGCCAAUCUGGAUUGCGCGAGAGAGCAUGCGAGAGAUGUUAUGAAGUCUAGUCCGGUCAGAUAUGUCAGGUCGGCUAUUUUGAGAGGCAGCCUUUUCGAGGGGCACUGGACGCAGGGGGUCGUCUGCUGUGCCGACACGAGUUUCUGGGUUGACCAUGAGGAACCGGCAGAAGCUUUGCAUGUAGUGAAAGCGAGGGGACUCGUCUGGCCUUUUGGCGACCUGCCCGACGGUCAUGAAUACCUCUUCUUGGUCGAGGCAGCAUAG
This is a messenger RNA of Fonsecaea multimorphosa CBS 102226, 765 nucleotides long. RefSeq lists its product as uncharacterized. The record is from RefSeq and is a predicted model, not a curated record. The transcript is spliced from 3 exons. The coding region runs from base 1 to 765 and encodes 254 amino acids. Lineage: Eukaryota; Fungi; Ascomycota; Eurotiomycetes; Chaetothyriales; Herpotrichiellaceae. Gene Ontology annotation, molecular function: acyltransferase activity, transferring groups other than amino-acyl groups.